Messenger RNA from Oppiella nova, 600 nucleotides. The record is from the annotation of a GenBank genome assembly. Lineage: Eukaryota; Metazoa; Arthropoda; Arachnida; Sarcoptiformes; Oppiidae.
CCUUUACCGUCGGUCGCGGGCUAUCCAUACCUCUGGCCAUAAAACUCAAGCCCGAAGUGAUUCUCUAUGCAAACCACGUGAUGAUGGUGUCCGGCAUAUUGAUCCUCAUAUUUUGGGCCAAUACAUCCGUCGUGAUGAUGUGGACGGGAAAUAUCAUACUGGGCGCCGGCUUCUCGUCCGUGUACGCCUCCAUGUAUGCAUUCCUCGAGCACCAGUUCCAGGUGACCAAUACGAUUGGGUCUAUAUUUGUGUUCGCCGGGGGCCUCACCUGUGCCCUCUCGCCAUCACUCGUGGGACAGUAUAUCGAAGCCAACCCUUUGAUUCUCAUUUGGUUUAACUUAUUGUGUGUCACUCUCUGUGUGUUAAUCUUUGUGUCCAUUCACGUGACUAUUUGUACCAAAAAUCGCCAAAAGAGAGUAAAGAUUAGUGAAAUGAAUGGCGAGGAUGUGGUUAUCAAGAAAGUGUUGCCUUAAUAUGUAUUAUUUAGCAUAAUAUCAUUUGUUAUAUAGAUUUCUACUGUUAGUUAUCUCUAAUUAACACAUCUCUUAUUCAUAGCUCAAUAUGUAUUGACUAUUAAUUAUAUUUCACAACUUUAAUCGC